This is a messenger RNA of Glycine soja, 2011 nucleotides long. Its product is annotated as protein GLUTELIN PRECURSOR ACCUMULATION 3. The record is from RefSeq and is a predicted model, not a curated record. The transcript has 16 exons. Gene Ontology annotation, molecular function: protein binding. NCBI's taxonomy places the organism in Eukaryota, Viridiplantae, Streptophyta, Magnoliopsida, Fabales, Fabaceae. The coding region runs from base 208 to 1704 and encodes 498 amino acids.
CCCAUCCCUAAAUUGGUCAUGGGUUUGAUAAAAGAAAAAAAAUAUAAUUUUGUAAAUUACUUCUUCAUGCCAUGGUUAAGAAUAAUAAAUUUCUGAGCAGAAGCAUAGUGCAGCGGUGGAAGCAGGGUUGAUCCUGAUUAGUAUUGCUGCAUCCCAAUUCACAAUCCUUUGAUUCGAAUCGAAGGACUUUGAAACGAAACAAGAAGAAUGCAUUACUGGGUUCGAGCUUCUUCUUCUGAUUUCGCCGGAACCCAUCCCCAACGUCGCAGUGGUCAUUCCGCUGUUAACAUCGGGAAAUCCAAGGUUGUCGUGUUCGGAGGACUCGUCGAUAAGAAGUUUCUCAGCGAUAUAGCUGUCUAUGAUAUUGAGGCCAAACAAUGGUUUCAGCCUGAGUGCACUGGAAGUGGUUCAGAUGGGCAUGUGGGUCCUAGCUCUCGGGCUUUCCAUGUUGCCGUUGCCAUUGAUUGUCAUAUGUUCAUUUUUGGUGGUCGCCUUGGGAGUCAAAGGUUGGGGGACUUUUGGGUUUUGGAUACUGAUAUAUGGCAAUGGUCUGAACUAACUGGCUUCGGUGACUUGCCUUCACCACGAGAUUUUGCUGCAGCUUCAGCAGUUGGAAACCGUAAAAUUGUUAUGUAUGGUGGAUGGGAUGGAAAAAAGUGGUUAUCUGAUGUUUAUGUCUUGGAUACAAUAUCCCUCGAGUGGAUGGAGCUCUCAGUUUCUGGAACAUUGCCGCACCCUAGAUGUGGGCAUACUGCCACAAUGGUCGAAAAACGGUUACUUGUUUAUGGUGGAAGAGGAGGAGGUGGACCAAUUAUGGGCGAUUUAUGGGCGUUGAAGGGCCUCAUUGAAGAAGAGAAUGAAGCACCUGGGUGGACUCAAUUAAAGCUUCCAGGUCAAGCACCUUCUCCCCGAUGUGGCCAUACAGUGACAUCCGGAGGACACUAUUUGUUGAUGUUUGGAGGGCAUGGGACUGGUGGAUGGUUGAGUCGUUAUGAUAUCUAUUAUAAUGAUUGCAUUAUAUUAGACAGAGUUUCAGCACAGUGGAAGCGGCUCUCCAUAGGCAAUGAACCCCCUCCUGCUAGAGCAUACCACUCUAUGUCAAUUAUUGGUUCACGGUAUCUGCUAAUUGGUGGUUUUGAUGGGAAAUCAACUUAUGGUGAUCCCUGGUGGUUAGUCCCUCAAGAGGACCCAAUUGCAAGUAGAUUAACUGCAUCUCCACCCAGAAAUAUUCCUGAAAGUAAGGAUGUUACCUCACUUAAUGAUGAUUUUCAACCUCAGUUCAAGGAAAGCCAAACAGAGAAAUUUCCUUUCUCUGAAUUGCAAAGACGAUUGCAAAUAUCAGUUUCGGAAUCCAAUUCUAGGCUUCAUAUUGUAAAUGAGUUGGAAGAUAAAGAGCUUCUUGAGUUAGCAUCAAGAUUAGCAGGUGAAAAUGUUUCUACAAAUUCACUGAAGGCAAUUGAAGCACUUCGUGAACACUGGAGAAAGUCUGAAUCGAAUAUGGUUAAACUCAAAGAGCUUGGACCGUUGCUUCGGGAUUACCAACGUCUAAUAUACAGGCAAUAUCUAGAAAGGAGUGCAUCUGCUCAACAACCUGGAUUUGGUGAACAAGUGAUGCAUCAACUUUACCAUGUAAAAAAUGCUACUCAGUUGCGCAUGGAUGAUAUUCCAAAACUUUUGGCAGAGUACAAACAGCUACCUAUAUGAAUGCUUGUUUGAUGAAAAUGAUCCCCCCCUCCCCCCUCCCCCAAAAAAAACCCAAAAGAAUUCCAUGGUGAGUUGUCUCAAAAACAUGGUUCCCCAACAAUACAUGAUUCACAGUGCAUCGACCUUGUUUAAUAUCCUGAAAUGUAGCUUUUCUAUUUUCAACAUUUUUUAUGCCAUGUUUGAACCUACGAUUUCAUGAUUUGCGAAGAUAUCAGCAAAUUUCAAAACCGAAGAGAACAAUUGGUGUUGAAUCAUACCGAGUGCAUAAUGUUUGAUGUACAAAAUUGUUUUUCUCCUCCCUUCUCAA